Lathyrus oleraceus (garden pea) is the source of this 741-nucleotide messenger RNA. RefSeq names its product protein EIN4. The coding region runs from base 1 to 741 and encodes 246 amino acids. Lineage: Eukaryota; Viridiplantae; Streptophyta; Magnoliopsida; Fabales; Fabaceae. Gene Ontology annotation, molecular function: ethylene receptor activity; protein binding; ethylene binding. Gene Ontology annotation, cellular component: endoplasmic reticulum. The transcript is spliced from 2 exons. The record is from RefSeq and is a predicted model, not a curated record.
AUGGGGAAAAUGCUCUCAUUCAUGCUGCACGACAAGGACCCUUUGGUACUGCAUCAAGUGAUGCUGCAGCUAAUACCACUAACCCGGACUCUGCAUCCGAUUGGGAAGAGCAUGUUGUUGGUGAUGGGAGAAGAUACGACUACAACAAGACUCAAAGCAAUUUUGGCAAGGUUUAGGCUCAGUUUAAAUGCAGGAAAUGAGAAAAGAGAAAUAGCUUUGGGAAGAAAUAUUCAUACCUCGUGUCUUGAAGUCACGGAGCCAGAAGAUGAUGAUGACAUUGCUGGGGAUCGUGAUGCUCAUAUGGCAAGUGUGUUGGCCAGAUACAGAAAAUCUUUAACUGAAAGGACAAAUUGUGUGGUUUCUGGUGAUGCAGGACCGGUUGCUGCAAUCCGAAUGCCAAUACUACGGGUUUGUAAUUUCAAAGGAGGAACACCUGAGCUAACUCAGGCGUGUUAUGCAAUAUUGGUCUUGAUUUUUCCCGCCGGAGAGCCUAGAUCUUGGAGCAAUCAGGAGCUGGAGAUAAUUAAGGUGGUUGCUGAUCAAGUUGCUGUAGCUCUAUUCCAUGCUGCAAUUCUUGAAGAGUCUCAACUUAUGAGAGAGAAGUUGGGGAAACGCAAUCGAGCUUUGCAACAGGCGAGAAGGAACGCUAUGAUGGCAAGCCAAACAAUACCAACUGAAGGAACCGGUUUCAACUCACUCUCCCUAACCUGCAACAGAAACACAGGUUCAUGGUAUAGUUAA